This is a messenger RNA of Molossus molossus (Pallas's mastiff bat), 3142 nucleotides long. RefSeq names its product gamma-secretase activating protein (gene GSAP). Bases 372 to 2609 code for a protein of 745 amino acids. Gene Ontology annotation, biological process: positive regulation of amyloid-beta formation. The record is from RefSeq and is a predicted model, not a curated record. Gene Ontology annotation, cellular component: trans-Golgi network. NCBI's taxonomy places the organism in Eukaryota, Metazoa, Chordata, Mammalia, Chiroptera, Molossidae. The transcript is spliced from 27 exons.
UUUGUUUUUCAAUUCUAAAAGGGGAAACCUGACUACAAAUACUUUUAAAAAUUGACCAGUUCUAUUUCUAAUUUAUCAUUAUGAAAAGUUAGAACACCACGUAAUAUAUUUUGCCAAAAAUUUUCCUAGUCUGUAGUGAGGCUGCCAACUAUAACAUGGGGACAUAAAGGAUCGUGUUCUUUUACUUUGCUUUCAAGUUUGGAGGGAAGAAUCAAAAUUCACUGGUGGGUCUCCUCUGGUAAGCUUUCGUGUUACAAAAUGAAGCCUUCAGAUGAUGAAAGAAUUAAGUCACUGGAGUUAUCCCAUGGCCAGUGUUUCCUCUUAUCACAGCUGACAGCAUCAGGCUGUGGGUUUCUGGCUGCUUGUCACACAUGGGAGAGCACAGAGGAGGAGGAGUGGGGUGGAUCAACCUUUUCUUCCCGGGGCAGUCAUUCUGUGCUUUGAGGCUUUUCCUCUACCCACAUGUUGACCGUCAUCCUCUUCCAGAGAGCCAUCUGUUACUGAUCUCAGAAGAGAAAUAUAUUGAACAAUUUCUUAUCCAAGUCAUCCAAGAAGAUGGAAAUAGAACGGUGAUUAAAAAUUCUGACCGACUCCCAAGACAGAGAGUAGCAGAGGAUUUUGUUUGGGCUCAGUGGGAUAUGGCAGAGCAGAGAUUAUACUACAUCGACCCAAAGAAAUCAAGGAGUAUCUUAAAAUGCAUCCAAUUUUGUGCUGAUGAGAAUUUUACCCUAAUGUUUGAAGCACCUUUGGACAUAUUAUUAAGUAACUCAGGAUUUAAACUUGUCAACUUUGGAUGUGGUUAUCUUCAAGACCAAGAGAAUUUACCCAAAUACCCGACUCUAUGUGUUUUUACCAACCAUACAGGAAGUUUAUGUGUGUGUUACAGCCCGAAGUUUGACUCUUGGGAACAAGUCACAUAUUCAGUGUUUUACUUUCAUAAAGGGUAUAGCAAGACCUUCACUGCUGCUCUUGGGAGUGCUCACUCACAUGUGAUAAAGGGCAUUACUUUUCUUAACCUUGACUAUUACGUGGCUGUUUACUUACCUGGUCAUUUCUUUCAUCUACUUAACAUUCAACAUCCAGACCUGAUCUGCCACAGUCUGUUUUUGACAGGAAACAGCCAAGUGAUUGAUAUGCUUCCUCAUAGUCCUUCACAGUCAUUUUCAGGGUCCCUGGUACUGGAUUGGUGUUCUGGAAAGCUCUAUCGAGCGUUCCUUAACCAGCCCUAUUUAUUAGAGUUCCUCUGGAACACCCGGCUAGACUGGGAGAAGAUGGCCCUGUUGCACUGCACACUGGCGUGUGGCCAGGACCCACAGUUUCUGGAAGCCCAGAUUAUUCAGUGGAUUUCUGAGAACAUCUCUGCUUGCUAUUUAUUUGACCCCAUUCAGGAAUUUAUAAUUGCUUCUUCCUAUUGGAGCAUAUACCCAGAGACAAGUAACAUGGAUAAACUUUUGCCAUAUUCCUCAGUGCUCACUUGGAAUACAGAAAUUCCUGGGAUAACCCUUGUGACGGAAGAGAUCACAUUGCCUCUAAUGAAGGUUUUGAAAAAAAAUCCUUUGGAAGUAAAUAAGCUUGGUGGGAAGGUACAUAGCUUUAAGAACUACUGGGAAAAACUGAACGCCAACCUGGAAUAUGUUAAGUACUCCAAGCCACACUUACACUAUAAGAACAGCGUGGUCAGGAGAGAAUGGCACAGCCUGAUCUCAGAAGAGAAAACAGGAAAAAGAAGGUCCAAGGUGUAUGUGAAGAAUAUUCUUGAUAAUGCAGUAAAGGUGAUUUCUAACCUAGAAGCAAAGACUUUGGUUUCAGAGCCAAGAUUGGCACCCCUCUUCCAGGAGGAAGACAACCACCAGAGGCUGCUUGUGGGGCUGAUGGUGUCUGAACUAAAAGACCACCUUUUGAGACACCUACAGGGUGUAGAAAAGAAGAAAAUUGAACAGAUGGUUCUGGACUACAGUUCAAAACUGCUGGAUCUCAUUUGCCAAAUACUGGAAACCAGUUGGAGGAAACAUAAUCUUCAUCCCUGGGUUCUCCACUUCAACAGGCGAGCUAGUGCUGCUGAAUUUGCAGUCUUCCACAUCAUGACCAGGAUUUUGGAAGCUACUAGCAGUUUGUUUUUACCUUUGCCUCCUGGUUUUCACACUCUGCAUACGAUCCUUGGCGUCCACUGUCUCCCUUUGCAUAACCUGCUGCAUUACAUUGAUAAUGGGGUGUUGCGUCUCACAGAGACAGCUGUCACAAGGCUCAUGGAAGAUCUGGACAACACAGAGAAAAAUGAAAAGCUAAAAUUCAGCAUCGUUGUGCGGCUUCCUCCGCAUAUAGGUCAGAAGAUCUGUCGACUUUGGGAUCAUCCUAUGAGUUCUAACAUUAUUUCCCGGAACCAUGUGAAGCAGCUGCUUCGGAACUAUAAGAAACAGCCUUGGAGUUCUAUGAUUGACAAGUCAUCGUUCAGUGUGGAAUUUCUGCCUCUGAACUACUUCAUUAAAACACUGACAGAUAUAGAAUCCUCCAAUCAAGCUCUGCAUGCUUUUCUAGGACAUGACAAUGUGGAUGCAAAAUUUGUGGAAGAAGCAGCUCUGAAACACACUAUGAUGCUUUUAGGCUUAUAAAGAAGAAAAUAUAAUUGUAUCAGCUUCCAAGUGUUAAUCUUGCUCAUUAGCUCAACUUCUACUGAGAAUUCUCUAGCAAUAUUUAAAAUUGAUUUCCAAAAUCAGAAUACACUGUUGGGCCAUCUGAAUUUCAGUCUGGUACUUGUUUGGAAGAAGUCAACUGCAGUACCUCAUCCAGUUUUGGACAGCAGAUGAGCCGUCAGGUGGGGAGAAAUGGCCGGCAGAACAAGGAAGCAGGUAGUGGCUGAAUGAUGCUCUUCCUAGUGGCUUCAUAGGCCACAAGAUAGUGUCUAUUGCACUCUGAAAUAAAAUACACUUAAAAAAUGUAGGGAAUAGUGCUUACAACAGCCAAAAACUAGAUGUGUCAUUGAAAAUAACAUAUGCCAAGUGGGAAAAAUUAAAUGUUGCACAAAAACGGUAUUUGUAAAAGAGGAUAGUUUUUAAAACACUGAAUUUGGACAAAUCUGCUAUUUCCAGUAUAGAAUAAUUUGUAACAUGCAGCAAUUUGUACAUACAGUCUGUUUAGAGUAAGA